AUUUUCAUUUGUCACUAUAUAAAGCGUGAAAACAUUCUACAAUUGAAACAACUCCAUGAGAGAUAGAGAAAAAUAGAAAAUAACACAAUUAUAUUUUUAAUUAAAUUUUAUUCAAUUAAUAGUUAUUACCAUUUAUUUUAUUUUCCUCCUCCCUUUGCAACUGAAUACACUCCCCCUCUCAAAAAACAAACAAACUCAUAACAAAUAAUCAAACAAAGCAAGUUCCUGUACUGUCCAUAUCCAAAAAACUGUCUCAUUCAAUAUCUGUCAGGAAGUAAGUAGCAUGUUUCAUUUUCAAUCCUUCAUAACCCAAUCUUUUGUAAAAAAUUAUUGCAAUGUUGCUGAUAUUAACUUUUUCAAUAAAAACAGACACAUUUAUUUCUUUGGAGACAAUAAGUUUAAUAUUAUUAGUCAAAUAUGUAUUUCUGACCUGUUUUGUCUGUCAUAAAAAAAUGAAAAGAAAAACUAAAUCAUAGUUAUCAAUCACAAGGCACUUUUCAAAAAAAACUAUAUGGAUUUUUUUUCUUAUUAAAUUGUAGUUUAAAGUAAAGUUAACUUUUUUGGGAAGGGGAAAGGAUAGUCUUCCUUGCAUUUCACUUUCCAGGAUUAUUUCUAGUGAAGAAAAGAGAUGUUGCCUCAAAUAAUCGGGUUACAUGAGAUUGUAUGUAAUUGCUUUGUUCUCUUUUUCAGGAUGUGAGAGCUUCAUGGUGCACUGGUGGGGAAGCUGAGUUUGUAAACUACCCCAAUGGAUGCAGAUAGUGAUGUUGCAUUGGACAUUUUAAUUACAAACGUAGUCUGUGUUUUUAGAACCAGAUGCCAUUUGAACUUAAGGAAGAUUGCUUUAGAGGGAGCAAAUGUAAUUUACAAGCGUGAUGUUGGAAAAGUGUUAAUGAAGCUUAGAAAACCUAGAAUUACAGCUACAAUUUGGUCCUCAGGAAAAAUUAUUUGCACAGGAGCCACAAGUGAAGAAGAAGCUAAAUUUGGUGCCAGGCGAUUAGCCCGAAGUCUACAGAAACUUGGUUUUCAGGUAAUAUUUACAGAUUUUAAAGUCGUUAAUGUUUUGGCAGUGUGUAACAUGCCUUUCGAAAUUCGAUUGCCAGAAUUCACAAAGAACAAUAGGCCUCAUGCCAGUUAUGAACCUGAACUUCAUCCUGCAGUAUGUUAUCGCAUAAAAGCUCUACGAGCUACAUUACAGAUUUUUUCAACAGGAAGUAUCACAGUAACAGGGCCAAACGUAAAGGCUGUUGCUACUGCUGUGGAACAGAUUUACCCAUAUGUGUUUGAAAGCAGAAAAGAAAUUUUAUAAUUCACCACUCAAUUGGUUAGGUUUCCUAACUGAGCACCUUUUAAAACUGCUGCACAUUGGACUCAAGGCGAAAGGAAAACUGGACCAACAGUAACUGAGGAAAUAGACUCUUUUAUUUGUUCAUGGCCACAGUGUAAGCUCCAGUCAGUCCCUUUGGAUUUUAUUUUGAACAGUGCUGUAAUGUAAAAAGUUUACAAGACGUGAAAUUGCUGCUUUUACAAAAGGACAUUCUAUUUAUUUUCGCAGUAAUUCUCGUGUCAUAAGCAGAGCUGUCACGGUGUGCACUACUUUUAAGACAUAUUUUGGUUGGGGUUUUUUUUUUUUUUUUUGGUUGUUUUUCAGUUUGAGCUAAUGUGUUUUAUUUGUGAAUAGUCUUUUACAUUUUUGUAUGCUGAACAUGGGCACCAAAGAAGCUGUAAAGGUUAUCUUUUUUCAAUUGAUGAAUGUGUGCACAAAUAAAAGUUUGGAAAAGA
Antechinus flavipes (yellow-footed antechinus) is the source of this 1779-nucleotide messenger RNA. It is a transcript of the gene TBPL1, whose product is annotated as TATA-box binding protein like 1. Lineage: Eukaryota; Metazoa; Chordata; Mammalia; Dasyuromorphia; Dasyuridae. Gene Ontology annotation, biological process: DNA-templated transcription initiation. The transcript is spliced from 6 exons. Gene Ontology annotation, molecular function: DNA binding; general transcription initiation factor activity. The record is from RefSeq and is a predicted model, not a curated record. The coding region runs from base 746 to 1306 and encodes 186 amino acids.